This is a messenger RNA of Sporothrix brasiliensis 5110, 1596 nucleotides long. Its product is annotated as aspartic-type endopeptidase. The coding region runs from base 1 to 1596 and encodes 531 amino acids. Gene Ontology annotation, molecular function: aspartic-type endopeptidase activity. NCBI's taxonomy places the organism in Eukaryota, Fungi, Ascomycota, Sordariomycetes, Ophiostomatales, Ophiostomataceae. Gene Ontology annotation, biological process: proteolysis. The transcript has a single exon. The record is from RefSeq and is a predicted model, not a curated record.
AUGCGGACCGGCUCUGUCUUGGAGUCGCUGGCGCUCUUCGUUGCCACCACAUCAGCCGCCAAUGUCGUCGAAAUCGGCAUCAACAGAAUACGGCCCAGCCAGGAGGGCCUCGCCAACACCCUGAGAAGCCGCGCCUCCUCGCCCAGCACCUACAUCGAGACGCUCGUCAACAACGUCACUGGUGGCGGCUACUACGCCAGCGUCAACGUCGGCACGCCGCCCCAGCCGCAGGUCCUGGUGAUCGACACGGGCAGCAGCGACGUCUGGGUCAUCGCGUCUGAUGCCGAUCUCUGCACCAGCUCUGCUCUGCAGCACAAGUACCGCGACACCUGCUCCCACACGUACGACUCGUCCAAGAGCUCGACGUACAAGCUCGUCAGCAGCGAAGGCUUCGACAUCAGCUACCUCGACGGCACGGGCUCGAGCGGCGACUACAUUGCGGACACGUUUGAGAUUGGCGGCGCCAGCAUCAAGUCCCUGCAGAUGGGCCUCGCCUCGCAGACCAUCCGCGGCACAGGCAUCAUGGGCAUCAGCUACUCGGCUAGUGAGUCGACGCUGGACACCUACCCGAACCUGAUUGACCAGUUCCAGGAGCAGGGCCUGAUCGCGACCAAGGCAUACAGUCUGUACCUCAAUGACUUCCGCUCCGACUCGGGCUCCAUUCUGUUUGGCGGCGUCGACAAGGACAAGUUUAUCGGCAACCUGACCACCAUGCCCAUCCUCCAGACCAAGUCCUCCAACGGCACGGCCGGCCACAGCGUCCUGGCCGUUGCGCUCAACUCCAUGACUGCGGACCCCGGCACGGGCAAGAACAAGAACCCCGUCAGUCUUCCCUCGGGCCAGCCGCUGCCUGCCAUCCUGGACUCCGGCACCACGCUCUCCUACCUGCCCAGCUCCGUGGCCAGCUCGCUCUUUAAUGCUAUUGGCGCCUAUACCGACGAUCUUGUGACUGGCUACACGUUCAUUGACUGCGACGGCCCGGACAGCUUGUCCUUGACGUUGCAGCUCGGCCAGGCCGCCACGAUUGAGCUGCCCAAGUCGCAGAUCGUGCUUGACGUGUUCCAGGGCAUGCAGAGCCAGAUCCCCUCCAACGUGCCAUUCUCCAACGCGUGCCUGUUUGGCUUCCAGGACAUUGGUACCGCCUCGUCCUCGUCGCUGUCGGUCAUUGCCGCCAACAACAUUGCCGCCACCUCGGGCAGCUCCUACGCGCUGCUCGGCGACACCUUCCUGCGGUCCUCCUAUGUCGUCUACGACCUGACCAACAACGAGGUUGGCCUCGCCCAGGCCAACCUCAACAGCACCUCCUCCAAUGUUGUCGAGCUGCAGGCGUCCGACGUAGGCAUCCCGACACUGACGGGCGUCACGGCCCAGCAGACCACCUCGACCUCAAGCUCGGGUGGUAGUGGCAGCGGUGGCUCCGGCGGCGGCUCCGGCACCACCAGUGGGAGCGACGGCGGUGGCACUGUCACUGUCACCGCAAGCCCCAACUCGAACGUCGCAACCGGCCUGGUUUCGGGCCCCAACUACGGUGUCUUGGCGGCGGCCGGUGCGGCCUGCCUGGCCUCGUUCCUGGGCGGUGCCAUGGUCAUGGCAUAA